Messenger RNA from Girardinichthys multiradiatus, 4337 nucleotides. RefSeq names its product phosphofructokinase, liver a (gene pfkla). NCBI's taxonomy places the organism in Eukaryota, Metazoa, Chordata, Actinopteri, Cyprinodontiformes, Goodeidae. Gene Ontology annotation, biological process: fructose 6-phosphate metabolic process; fructose 1,6-bisphosphate metabolic process; canonical glycolysis. The transcript is spliced from 22 exons. Gene Ontology annotation, cellular component: membrane; 6-phosphofructokinase complex; cytoplasm. The record is from RefSeq and is a predicted model, not a curated record. Bases 165 to 2507 code for a protein of 780 amino acids. Gene Ontology annotation, molecular function: identical protein binding; ATP binding; AMP binding.
CACGGAGAGGUGUGACUACUGUAGGGGGGGCUCCUCGGAUAUACAAGGGUUUGGUUUUAACCCGCUGCCAACAAGGAAGCGAACAGCUGGGAUAACACCAAACUAACGGGAUUCGUUUCGUUUUUUACAUUUCGAUAUCUUUGCCGUGAGGUGAGCGGGUCAACAUGACUUCCAUGGACUUGGAGAAGCUGAAAAUGACGGGGGCAGGUCGGGCCAUAGCGGUGCUGACCAGCGGUGGAGAUGCACAAGGCAUGAACGCCGCUGUCCGAGCCGUGACCAGAAUGGGCAUUUAUGUUGGGGCCAAGGUCUAUCUCAUCCAUGAGGGAUACCAAGGCUUGGUGGAUGGUGGAGACAACAUAAAGCUUGCACACUGGCACAGUGUGACCAACAUCAUCCAGCUGGGUGGCACAGUAAUCGGUAGCGCCCGCUGCAAGGACUUCCAGACGCGUGAGGGUCGCAUCGCCGCCGCCUUCAACCUGGUGAAGAAAGGCAUCACCAACCUGUGUGUGUGCGGCGGAGACGGCAGCCUCACGGGAGCCAAUAUCUUCCGCAGUGAGUGGAGCGGCCUGCUGGAUGAGCUCGUGCAGAAAGGAAGGAUCAGAGACACAGAUGCAAAGCAGUACAACAAACUGAACAUCGUCGGACUUGUGGGAUCAAUAGACAACGACUUCUGUGGCACUGACAUGACCAUUGGAGCUGAUUCUGCGCUGCAUCGCAUCAUGGAGAUAGUCGACGCCAUCAUGACCACUGCAAACAGCCACCAGCGCACUUUUGUUCUUGAAGUCAUGGGCCGCCACUGUGGGUAUCUGGCCCUGGUGUCAGCUUUAGCAUCUGGAGCAGACUGGCUCUUCAUUCCAGAGGCUCCUCCGCUUGAGGGCUGGGAGGAUCGCAUGUGUGCUCGUCUGGAAAGGAGCCGAAACAAGGGCUCAAGACUCAACAUUAUAAUUGUUGCAGAGGGAGCCAUUGACUCAAAUGGAAAGCCGAUCUCUUCUGCUGAUAUAAAAGAUCUGGUGGUGAAGAGGUUGGGCUAUGACACCAGGGUGACGGUGCUCGGCCACGUUCAGCGAGGAGGAACUCCGUCUGCAUUUGACAGAAUACUGAGCACCAAGCUGGGUGUGGAGGCAGUCAUCGCCCUAAUGGAGGCCUCUCCGGACACUCCAGCCUGUGUCAUCGGCCUCUCCGGCAACCACACGGUCCGCUUGCCUCUCAUGGAGUGUGUGGAAAUGACCAAGUUGGUGCAGAAAGCCAUGAAAGAGAAGAGGUUCACUGAAGCUGUCAAACUUCGUGGAGGGAGUUUUGAGAGCAACUGGAACAUCUACAAGCUUCUGGCCUUCCCAAAGCCUGACGUUAACGAGACCAAUUACUCUGUGGCUAUACUGAAUGUUGGAGCUCCAGCUGGAGGCAUGAACGCAGCGGUCAGGUCAGCCGUAAGAGUUGCACUUGCUCAUGGACACAAAGUCUAUGGUGUCCAUGAUGGCUUUGAAGGACUUGCCAAUGGAUUGAUAUCCGAAAUGAAAUGGCACAAUGUGGCCGGAUGGACGGGCCAAGGAGGUUCCCUCCUGGGGACCAAGAGAACCCGUCCUGCCACAUGCAUGGAGAAAAUUGUAGAGAAUAUCGGCAGGUUCGGCAUCACAGCUCUGCUUGUAAUUGGAGGAUUUGAGGGAUACGAAGGUGUGCUGCAGCUGUAUGAAGCCCGGAGCCGCUUCAGUGAGCUCUGCAUCCCCAUGUGUGUUGUCCCGGCCACCAUCAGCAACAACGUCCCAGGAACAGACUUCAGUCUGGGAGCAGACACUGCUGUUAAUGCUGCCAUGGAGGGAUGCGACAAAAUUAAGCAGUCUGCUUCCGGGACGAAGAGACGAGUGUUUGUGGUUGAGACGAUGGGUGGGUACUGUGGUUACCUGGCCACCUCCACUGCUAUCGCUGUGGGUGCUGAUGCUGCUUACAUAUUCGAAGAGCCAUUUAACAUCCAUGACCUCAAGACCAACGUGGAGCAUUUGGCUGAAAAGAUGAAGCAGGACAUCCAGCGAGGUCUAGUCCUAAGGAAUGAGCACUGCCAUGAGAACUACACUACAGACUUCAUUUACAGGCUCUAUUCAGAGGAAGGAAAGGGGGUCUUUGACUGCAGAGUGAACGUGUUGGGACACCUCCAGCAGGGAGGAGCACCUUCUCCCUUUGAUAGGAACUUUGGCACCAAGUUAGGUGUAAAGGCAACCCAGUGGCUAAAUGAGAGGUUGACUGAAAACUUCAGACAAGGCCGUGUGUUCACCAACUCCCCAGAGACAGCGUGUGUGCUUGGCCUGAACAGGAAGGUCGUCUCAUUUAUUCCUGUUUCGGACCUGAAGGCCAGCACUGAUUUUCAGCACCGGAUGCCAAAUGUUCAGUGGUGGUUCAACCUGAGACCAAUGCUGAAGAUGUUGGCCAGGUACCAAACCAAUUUCAUUGAAUAUGUCCCUGGAGAGAUCGAACAUGUGACUCGACGCUCCAUCAGCAUUGAUGCUGGAUACUAGGCUCCCUGAGACAACACUUCUGUAUGCAGUUUUCAACCCUUAUCUUUCCAUCCUUUGUCUCAUUUUCACUCUUAUGUGUGGUGUUUUGAUGCUGUUCCUCUUAAAGCUGUCUGGAGUGUCUAAGUGUCAGUAGUUCCCACUAGCAUCUAAAAUUGUGUUAAAGUGCUGUCACACUGUUUAUUUUGCCAUGCGUGUUGGCAUAUCUAAAAAUACUUUUUAAAUAAAAAUGAAGAGUAAAAACUUAAAGCAAAUUGUUUAAAACCCUAACAUCCUGCUGUGUACAGGAUGUAUGUGUAUUGUUAAUGUGCCCCCAUAACAUAUGUUUCAUGUAUAUUGGGAAUAAGGGUGUAAAAUGAACAGUGUGUUUCUGUGUCAGAAAAGAAUAUGUUAAUUUGUUCCAAGAUAUCACCAUUUUGACCUUUCAUUUCCCCCAAAUUUAAUGACCAUCUCACCAUCUCAGGCUUAAAGUUUAAUACUAUGAGUAGCCCAGAUUGUCAAAUAAUUAUUAGGUGAGUUAAUCAGAAAGUAAGGCCAGGUGUCAUGCCAGGGCAGCCACCAUGAGCUCUUAGCAUGCUGAGGUGAGUCAGUCAGUACAGACAGAGCCACUGCAAAGUGCAGCAUAAGAUUAAGUAACAUUAUCACGGCAUGGCUGCAACAUUUGAGUAGUAUUCAUAUAAAUAAUUUUGCAUUGGAGCAUAUUUACAAUAAAUACGGUGUCUUUAAGUUAGAGGGCUCGUGUCACAGAAUUUUUCAUCAUGUCCAAAACAGAGAUGGUAAAAUGUUAUUUAAAUAAAGCAAAGUAUCUUCAUACGUCACAAAAAACACAAGGCAGAUAAGCAAUAGCCUGAUAAAAGUAUAAGAUGUAUUCUAUUACUUGGGUAUUUGCAGUAAUAAACAUUUGCUAAGAAUCAGGUUUCUGUUCCUAUAAAGUCUUGGCUUUACCCUCUGAAGUUCAGACACCUUACACAUCAGUGAACAUGGGACUAUACUCCUUGACAUAUUAGUACACUUAAUCAGUUUCAUACUAACUACUAAAGAUCAAAUAACAUAAAAGGUAAUUUCCAGUGUUCAUUUAUUGACUGAUGCAUUUAAUACAGAUACAUUGUGUACUUCCUCCAAGGUGCUUGUAAGGAUUUCUUUUCUACUCGAAUUGCUGCUACAAAACCAAAUGUGCCACCAAACCAAAGCUUUACAGAACAUUUAUUGAAUAUCAUACAUGCAACAAAUGAAUGUAGAUGAUGUGGUGUGAAUUUCAUACUUUUAAAACCACAGAAAGAAAACUGCAAACAUUCUGAGCUAUAAAGCAUAUAAGCAGGAGCCUUCAGUGAAAGAAAUACUCCUUGUCAUGCUUUAACAUGUCAUUCCUGAAAUUCCUGAAGAUUUUACACGUUUUGUGUUUUAUCUGAAUAUUUUGUGUGACUAAUGUGACUGUGUAACUCAAGGGACCGUUAAAAUGUUAAUUUCCUGUUUUUAUAUAUACAUAUAUAUGUAUAUUGUGUGUAUGACUAAAUACAAUAUAUCUAGUAUUAAUUCAGAUGAAUAUAAAUUUCAGAGCUGUCAACUAACACUUUGUUACAAUGUAAAACAUGUAAACUUUCCAACUACUGUACUGUAAAGAGAGAAAUCUGUAAAGCUAUAUGAACUUCUAAAGUAUUCUAAGUUGAUAUUAAUGAUGAUGAAAUAUUAAGGAUCUGCUGAAGUAUGACACUAUUACGUAUACCUUGUGUGAUUAACCCAACUAUGCCUUAAUAUCAAACAUCUGACCUUAGGAACUUACUUCACUGCCAACUAAACAACACAAGGAAAUAAACAGGAACUUAAUAAGCUAAA